Molecule: messenger RNA, 2707 nt
Organism: Ilex paraguariensis (yerba mate)
Lineage: Eukaryota; Viridiplantae; Streptophyta; Magnoliopsida; Aquifoliales; Aquifoliaceae
Source: the annotation of a GenBank genome assembly
AUGGGUGGGGAUGGAAGCAACUCUUCCAGUUCGAUCAUUGUUGCCGCAAGGGAAGCAGGUAAGAGGAGGGUUGAAUCUGCUUCAACUGCCUCAAGACAUGCGGAAAAUGUUGAUGCGGUAAAAAAAGCUACUGAACUUGCAGCAACAGCUGUAUCACAAGCAGGAAUGAUUGUUGCUAUGGGCGACCCCUUGCCUUUGAGGCAGUUAGUAGAAGCUGGUCUGGAGGGCUAUUGGAAGGUUCCUCAGUUAUCUUCCGAAUGGGGUGUGAAAUCAAACAAUGCAAAUGGAGAUCUAGAGAAUGCAAAUACUGUUGAAGAGUCUCCUAGUGUUUCUGCUAGACAAUCCAAGGAGGGACCACCGAAUCAGGAGAUGCAGACUCCAAACCAUGGUCUGCCACCUCGUCCAAGAGAGGUUUCCAGGGAUUUGAUGGAAGACCAUGUGAGGAUGGUAGAUGGCAUCUCGGGGUGUGUGACUUGCAUUCAAGAGGAUUCGAGAGGGCAAAGGGUACAUAGAGCAUCUGACUUGGCCAAGACAAUUGGGGUAGUUCCCGAAUCAGAUAGAGUCGCUGGGUCUACUUCUGUCACUGUUCAGGAUGAAGUUGAAAAUGUUGCUGGAACAUUGAAAGAUAACAGCAUCAAGGAGGGUUGCCUUGUUGAGGUUUUCAAAGAUGGGGGUGAUUGCAAAGCAGCCUGGUUCCCAGCCAAUGUUCUGAGUUUGAAGGAUCGAAAAGCAUUUGUCUGUUAUAGCCAACUCCAAUUAGUUGAAGGUUCAGAGCAGCUAACAGAAUGGGUACCACUUGAAGGUGAUGCCAAAAAAUCACCACGAAUACGUGUUCCCCAUCCUAUGACUAAUAUUCCAGUGGAAAGGACGAGGAAGAGGCGUAGAGCAGUUAUUAGGGAUCAUCAUUGGUCUGUCGGGGAUAGAGUCGAUGUGUUCAUGCAAGAUUGCUGGCGUGAAGGAGUGGUCACAGAGAAGAAUAAGAAAGAUGAAACUACAUUAACUGUCCAUUAUUCAGCUGAAGGAGAAACAUCAAUUGUUAGAGUGUGGCAUCUCCGGCCGACUCUAAUAUGGAAGGGUGGGGAGUGGAUUGAAUGGUCUGUUUUAAGAGAGGACUGUUCUGUCCAGGGAGAUACACCUAAUGAAAAGAGGCUGAAGCUGGGAAGUUCUGUUAUAGAAGGCAAAGCGGCGGAUAAGACGUUAAAAAAUACUGAUCUUGUGGAAUCAGAAAAACAUGAGGAGCCUAGAUUAUUUCCAUUGGCUGCCAAUGAAAGAUUAUUCAAUGAUGGUAAGAGUCCUAGAGAUGGGAAUAAGCUGGGUGCACUUAGAACAAUGAGGAGUGGGCUGCAGAAAGAAGGAUCAAGAGUAAUUUUUGGUGUUCCUAAACCUGGAAAGAAGAGGAAAUUUAUGGAAGUAAGCAAACACUAUGUUUCAGACAGGAGCAGUAAGGAUAAUUUAGCAAAGGAUUCUGUUAAAAUUGCGAACUAUCUUAUGCCGCAAGGACCAGGAUCCCGUGGAUGGAAAAAUAAUUCUAAAAUUGGUGCUAAAGAAAAACAACCAGCCGAGGCCGGACCCAAAAGUCUUAAGGCUGGAAAACCACCAAGUGUUUCAGGCAGAACAUUACCUCAGAAGGAUAACUUCUUGGCCACCCAAGUAUUGGCUCCAAAAGACACUACCCUAACUGGUGCUAUAGUCAAAGCUGCUAUUAGCAAGGAGGAAAAUGACUUAGGCCAGCAGAAGUUAAGGGAAUUUGGAUCUUUUUCUAGCACUAAGGAGGCAACAGAGGGCCCAAUUUUAUUUUCUUCGCUAGCUCUUUCAGCAGAUGCUCAACCUAAAAAAGUGCCCACUUCAAAAGCCAAAUCUGAAUGGCAGAACAGAGGAAAAUUUGCACCUGCUGGUGGCAAGUCUGGUAAAGUUGAAAUGAAGGGAAAAUCAAGUGCUGAAGCUGCUGAACCCCGUAGAUCUAAUCGCAGAAUUCAGCCAACUUCAAGGCUAUUAGAAGGAUUGCAGAGCUCACUGAUCAUCUCGAAGUUUCCUGCAUCACAUGACAGAAGUCUCAGAGGCACUUCUAAAGGGAAUGGCCAAGGCUGAGCAGAGCUUUCAUGAACGAUGUUUUCCCCGACAGACACCCAACCAAUGUUUGUGUAUAUUUAUAGUGGGAGAGAAUUAGGAAUGGGAAUUAUGGGUUCUUGGUGCUUCAGGCUUCGGCUGUGAAAUAUAGUUGGUAGAUGUGGAUAUUGAUUCUAGUUUCCUUACAAAUAGGUUGUAUAUGGAAAUUCCCCAUGUAGUUGUUGGAUUAGAAGUGCACAAUGGUUUUGCAGAUGAUCAAUCAUGAACAUUUUGUAGUUUCUAUUAAUAAUUUUACUAAGAGCACCAGCAGCAUUCAGGAAGAUGAUUUUGUUGUCAUUGAAGUUGCUACAAUGGAGCCAACUGAGAACUCCCACAUGGGAGUUUGAGUUCAACCCUUGCCAAAGGCAAGAUGUGGUGGACAAAGAGAAGCUUGCAUAUUAGGCUGCUGCCUGCUGCCUUCCUUGAGCCCCACCUGAGUUCGUGCUCCCUGGCUGCACCAGCUGCACCCAUCCCCUUACCCUUAGGUGUGGAUAGUGGUCACUUGUUGGUCACUCAGUCUGGUGUUACGCUUCAAUGUCAUCAGAUUCUUUUGGGGGGCUUUGGAUUUCUGACCCUUAACAACUUCGAGUUGAACUUUAAG